UAAAUAGAUAGUGUAGCGACCUGUCAAAACAUUAUACACGUUGUUGCGAACAAGGCUGGAUCAAUACUAAAAAAAUCUGUAAAGAUGAAACCACGUUCUAGGAUAUAUGUUACAAGACAGAUUCCGCAAGGAGCAUUCGAUGUUUUACUGGAAGACGGCAAUGUUUCCUUUUGGAAUAGCCAUGAGCCGGUUCCUAGAGGCGAACUAUUAAAUAACAUACAAGGCGUGGAUGCACUUUUGUGUAUGCCAACAGACAAAAUAGAUCGGGAUGUUUUGGAUAGGGCAGGUCCAUCUUUAAAAGUGAUUGGAACAUUAUCUGAACUUUGUGAUCACAUAGAUGUAGACGAAUGUAAAAGACGUAAUAUCCAAAUUAUCACCAUGCCGUCCAUAUCUACAGAAAUUGUAGCUGAUUUAACGGUAGCUGCACUUGAGGGACAGUUAAUGUCAAUUGAAGACGUUAAUGCAAAUGAGUCAAUAAAUAAGAAUGACGUAAUACAAAAAAUGUACAAAGGCAAGACACUGGGACUUAUUGGACUUGGGAGCACUGCUGUUGCCAUUGGUAAACGAUUACGUGAAAAGGGCAUCGCAGACAUUAAAUACAGUGAUUUUACAGUCAAAUCAGCACAAGAAAUAGAAAUAGGAGCCAAUUAUGAAGAAUUUGAAAAAGUUUUAGAGGAAUCUGACAUCAUUUGUAUCUGCUGCAGAGGAAACAAUAAAAACAGUGAACUAUUUUACAAGGACGCUUUUAAAAAAAUGAAGAAAUCGGCCAUCUUAAUCGAUGCAGCACGUGGUCAUGUAAUUAACUACUAUGAUUUAUACGAGGCCUUACGUGAACAACAUAUAUCUGCUGCCGCUGUGGACUUGAGAGAGCAGGGAAAGAUCCCUUACAAAGAUCAAUUGUUAGGAUUAAAUAACUGUAUAUUCGUUCCGUAUCAAGAAUCUAAUCGCUGGGACAAGAGAAGCAAAAUUUCUGCAGUUGUAUCAAACAAAAUUGUUGCAAUCUUACAAAUGGGUUGUAUUCCUGAGAAUUGUCCAGUGUCUGGCUAAUGUUCGCUUGUUUCAUUUUGUUGGUUCAAACUUUUUUUCACGCAUCGAACAACAUUGCAUAUGAUUGAAUUAAUUUAAGCAGUGUACAUGUACAUACACAUUUUCCACCAUUCAUUGAGCUAUUAGAUUUGAGAAUGUUGGCCGUUACUUUAUAAAACAUCUCAGAACGCUUGGUAGAAAUUUUGAUGUUCUUGUUGCAAGUUUUAUGUAUAUAAAGAUAGUUUAUUUUUA
This is a messenger RNA of Mytilus trossulus (common blue mussel), 1278 nucleotides long. Its product is annotated as glyoxylate reductase/hydroxypyruvate reductase-like. Bases 85 to 1047 code for a protein of 320 amino acids. The record is from RefSeq and is a predicted model, not a curated record. Gene Ontology annotation, cellular component: cytosol. Gene Ontology annotation, molecular function: hydroxypyruvate reductase (NADH) activity; NAD binding; hydroxypyruvate reductase [NAD(P)H] activity. The transcript has 3 exons. Lineage: Eukaryota; Metazoa; Mollusca; Bivalvia; Mytilida; Mytilidae.